Molecule: messenger RNA, 1930 nt
Organism: Toxorhynchites rutilus septentrionalis
Lineage: Eukaryota; Metazoa; Arthropoda; Insecta; Diptera; Culicidae
Gene: Ir31a
Product: ionotropic receptor 75a
Exons: 11
Coding region: 1-1905 (634 amino acids)
Source: RefSeq, a predicted model, not a curated record
AUGUUGCUCAUUUUCUGGCUUCAAAUCGUUUUUUCGUUGCGCUAUUCAAGCGCCAUUAGAACUGACUUUUUGCUUGACUUUCUAGCAGCGAGACACUCCAAAAGUGUUGUGUUUUUUUUGUGUGAUUUCGACGAAAUUCACAAAACAUUCACUGCGGUGAACGAGCGAAACAUCGCUGUUCAGUUUGUGAAUAUCGAUGGAUCCCGCGAAGUAAUUCCAUCAGCUAUCUUGCCCCGAACGAAUUACGCUCGAACAGUUUGUGUUUACGAUUAUAGCUGUGCAAAAUCUUUGCAAAUAUUGCAAAAGUUUUCAGAUCUAAAAUAUUUCAACACUACCUAUAGUUGGCUAUUCGUAGCAGAUAAUGAUUCUACGGUGGAUGUCAAUGAUAUACUAUGGCAAUUGAAGUUUAUUCAAAUGAAUUCCGACCUAAUUACGGUGCAGAAAGAAAACAACGGAACUAAAUUCGAUUUGAUAGAUGUUUAUACAAGAGGAAGACACCUGUGCAAGGAUAUAUUGCAAGCGAAAUACGGAGAGUGGCAGGAGAAAAAGGGUAUGCAGCUAGUCUCUGGUUCUGGUCGCUAUUAUCUACGCGGAAACUUCGAAGGUCUCCAGCUAAGAGGAGUAACAGUGAUUGAUCGCGAUAAUGUUACCUCGGAUGACGUCGAUAGGAUCCUAUCAGAACCCAGGAAAGGACAAGGAAGCGUGGCUUUCGUGAAAUACCAUUAUGCACUGUUGGGUAUUUUACGUCAAUAUCAUAACUUCACUGUAAAAUAUCGCUUAUCAAGAAGCUGGUCCGGUCGACUUAAAUCCGGCUACCGUUUAGGUUUACUGGGCAUCCUUUCACGCAAUGAGGCUGACGUAGCUACUACUGGAAUUUUUCAGCGAGUCAACAGACACGCCGAAUUCGACUCAAUUCACCUGAGCUGGGAGUUUGAAGCUCGGUUUAUAUAUCGAAUUACACCCCAGUUGAGCGAUGCUUCCGGCGGUGGGAAUUUUUUCACCCCUUUCGAUCGUAACGUUUGGAUCGCAUCGUCUAUCAUUAUGGUGAUCGUUUUGGUGGUUUUGAAACUAGUUACCCUGAUUCGGUCUAGAACACUGAAAAAUGAGACAAACACCCCGCUUGCAGCCUAUCUCGUGGACGUUGUCGGAACAAUCGCCCAGCAAGGAGUUCCUGGCCAAGUGCCACCGAAGAUUCCGAUAAGAAUUGCGCUUCUUUCGCUGCUAUUGUUGAAUCUGGUAUUGUAUAAUUAUUACACGUCUUCGGUGGUGGGCGGAUUGCUUAGCUCUCCGGGUAAGGGCCCGGAGACGGUCGAGGAAAUCAUAGAGAGUCCAUUAACACUAUCGUUCCUCGAUGUUCCGUACCACAAAGUCUUGUUUCGCGAAGCUAAAGAGCCAAUAAUCCGCGAGCUGUACCAGAAGAAGGUGCAACCGUCACGUGAGGGGAAACACACCAUACCUGUCUACACGGACAUCGUGACGGCUGUUCCGUAUCUGAAGAAGGGUGGCUAUGCGUUUCACUGCGAACUAGCCGAGGCAUUCCAGGAUAUUGCAAAUCAGUUUGAUGCCAACGAGAUAUGCGAGUUGCGCAUGGCGGAAGGAUUGUUUCACGACAUCAAAUUGCUGAAUUUCAUACUGCCCAAAAGAAGUAUGUACACGGAGAUGUUUAAAACCACGUUGAUGCGAGCGCGCGAAAUCGGACUAGUCAAACGUAAUCUUAGAAAACAUCGCGUAGAAAAACCGAUUUGCCAAUCCAGCGGUCGAGUACUUCCGGUAGAGUUGACUGGCGUCACAAUGGCUUUCUUUGUAUUGGCAGCUGGUAUGGUUAUGGCCCUUAUUAUAGCAGCCAUGGAGUUGAUGAUAUCUGCAGCAACAAUGAGCAGAGAAAAACGAACCUUUUUACAUUGAUUAAUAGUUCAUUAUUAAACCUGGG